This is a messenger RNA of Rotaria sordida, 828 nucleotides long. Lineage: Eukaryota; Metazoa; Rotifera; Eurotatoria; Philodinida; Philodinidae. The record is from the annotation of a GenBank genome assembly.
AUGGUAAAACCGAUUGAACACUAUGACGCUGUGGAAGUUGUUCCGAUUGAAACAGCUGUUGAACCGUUGGUUUCGCUGAUUCCCGAUAUUAAGGAAAUGGUUGCCAAAGCGAAAGAGAAAUGUGAUCAACCAAAAGAUGGUUUGACAAUAGAUGAAUCUGCCUCAAUUAUGCUCUAUUCAAUGGAAUGGCAACCAAGAGAAAAAUCGUUGUAUGUUAUAUUGAAUAGCACUCUACGAGCUGAAGAUCGAGAAAAAAUACAACCGUGGGAACUUUAUAUAAAACUUUUUGUCUCUUCACUUGAGAAAUUGCCAUCAAUUUCUCGAACCAUUUAUCGAGGAGUAAAAUUGGAUUUGAGUGCUCAAUAUCCACAAGGAAAAACAUUUGUUUGGUAUCCAUUUUCAUCAUGUACUAAUUCAGUACAAGUACUUCAAUCCGAACAAUUUCUUGGAAAGACAGGAACCAGAACUCUCUUCAAUAUUGAUUGUGAAUCCGGCAAAAAUAUUCAAAAUCAUUCAUUCUUUCCGAAUGAAGAUGAAAUACUAUUGAUUGCUGCUCGAAAACUCCAUGUUACAUCAUGUCUUGAUUCUGGCAAUGGUCUUACCAUUAUUCAACUCAAAGAAGUUGGAGCAGACGAUCCCCUUCUAGGAUCUGCGCGUAGAGACAAUACAUCUUCUGAAGCGGACAAUAUAUCUUCUGAAACGAGCACUGCAUCUGAACCAAAUCAUCAAGAAGCUUCGGUAGCUCCGGAUCUGAUUUCCUUUGAUCCUCAAGAUCUAAAUCCACUCAAGGCUGCAAAUAUUUCGAAUUUGCCUGGAUUUCCAUUUUAA